AUGGGUUUACUCUCAAUCCUGUGCAAAUUGAAGAGUGCACCAGACCAGGAGGUGAGAAUUCUUCUCCUGGGCUUGGAUAAUGCUGGCAAAACUACAUUCCUGAAGCAGCUUGUAUCUGAAGACAUCAGUCAUAUUACACCAACACAGGACUUUAACAUCAAAAGUGUACAGUCACAAGGUGUUAAACUGAAUGUAUGGGACAUUGGUGGACAGAGGAAAAUCAGGCCAUACUGGAGGAAUUAUUUUGAAAAUACUGAUGUACUUAUAUAUGUUAUUGACAGUGCAGACAGAAAACAAUUUGAACAAAUGGGUCAGGAACUAGCUGAAUUACUGGAUGAAGAAAAGCUAAGUGGUGUCCCCGUGCUCAUCUUUGCUAACAAGCAGUAUUUGCUCAUUGCAGCCCCUGCCUCAGAGAUUGCAGAAGGACUGAACACGAUCCGAAACAGGGCAGAUCCAGUCUUGCUCAACCCUAACAGCAGAAGGAGUACAUGA
Dromiciops gliroides (monito del monte) is the source of this 492-nucleotide messenger RNA. RefSeq names its product ADP-ribosylation factor-like protein 3. The record is from RefSeq and is a predicted model, not a curated record. Bases 1 to 492 code for a protein of 163 amino acids. Gene Ontology annotation, biological process: cilium assembly. The transcript has a single exon. Gene Ontology annotation, molecular function: GTPase activity; GTP binding. NCBI's taxonomy places the organism in Eukaryota, Metazoa, Chordata, Mammalia, Microbiotheria, Microbiotheriidae. Gene Ontology annotation, cellular component: cytoplasm; microtubule cytoskeleton.